AUGCUUCCAUACCCACAUCCGCCUCAGGCUCACGCCGUAUAUAUGGGCGGCGGUGCUGGCGGCGAUGCUGGCGGUAUGGGUGGCGGUGCUGGCGGUAUGGGUGGCGGUGCAGCCGGCAGCAAGCCUGCCGCACCAGCUGCCACCACCGGCGGAAUGGUCAAGGGCUACACCGGUGCCGCUGGCAAGGUUCAGGGCAGCGCUGCUGUGCUGAUCGUUGCGCUUGCUGCUGCCAUUGCUCUGUAA
This is a messenger RNA of Cyphellophora attinorum, 243 nucleotides long. RefSeq lists its product as uncharacterized. The transcript has a single exon. Lineage: Eukaryota; Fungi; Ascomycota; Eurotiomycetes; Chaetothyriales; Cyphellophoraceae. The coding region runs from base 1 to 243 and encodes 80 amino acids. The record is from RefSeq and is a predicted model, not a curated record.